Molecule: messenger RNA, 280 nt
Organism: Paramuricea clavata
Lineage: Eukaryota; Metazoa; Cnidaria; Anthozoa; Malacalcyonacea; Plexauridae
Source: the annotation of a GenBank genome assembly
UUUUGAAGAGGCUGAAGGAGAUGUGACAUUAACUGCUUUGGAGGGUGAAGAUGAACAAGCAGAGCUUGAUCAUACUAAGGGACAGGAAGAUAUGGAUGUGAGCUAUUUUGAAGAAUGGGAUAGAACUAACAUAGAGGUACAGCAUGGUCCAGAGAGAAGGGAUGAUUGGGCACAGAGAUUAUUAAAACAGCUGAAAGAAGAAUUUGAUAAAAUGAAUGUUGCAGGAAAACAGAGCCAGAUUUUUGCAGACCAUGGUCAACAGAGUCGAUCAGUUGUUGAG